Messenger RNA from Adineta ricciae, 1065 nucleotides. Lineage: Eukaryota; Metazoa; Rotifera; Eurotatoria; Adinetida; Adinetidae. The record is from the annotation of a GenBank genome assembly.
AUGGGCUGUGCGACAAGUCAAGAUGAAAAACGGCAAAAAGAAUAUAGCAAAGCGCUCGAUCGGUUGAUAAAAGAAGAUGCUGAGCGAGCAGCGAAAGACGUCAAACUGCUAUUACUCGGCGCGGGUGAAUCAGGCAAAUCAACUAUCGUCAAACAAAUGCGUAUUAUUCAUCAACACGGCUACACCAAAGAAGAGUUCGAGCAGUAUCGUCCAGUUGUAUAUUCAAAUACAAUUCAAUCAUUGGGAGCGAUAAUACGUGCAAUGAAUAUGCUGAAUAUUCAAUUCGCAUCAGCAGAACGUGAAACUGACGCUCAUCGUGUUCUGGAAGUGAUUCAGCGUAUGAAAGAUACGGAACCAUUCAAUAGUGAGUUACUAUCAUCGAUGGAACGUCUGUGGGCUGAUGCAGGUGUUCAACAAUGUUUUCUACGAAGUAAUGAAUAUCAAUUGAAUGAUUCUGCGCAAUACUUUCUCGACCAAUUGUAUCGAAUUGGUUCAUCAGACUUUCUUCCGAAUGAACAGGAUAUUCUACGAACGCGUGUUAAAACCACUGGAAUCGUGGAGAUAAACUUUUCAUUUAAAAAUCUCAACUUUCGUUUAUUUGACGUCGGUGGACAAAGAUCUGAACGAAAGAAAUGGAUUCAUUGUUUCGAAGAUGUAACUGCAAUUAUCUUCUGUGUUGCACUCUCCGAAUACGAUCAAGUACUCUAUGAAGAUGAAUCAACGAAUCGCAUGCACGAAUCCUUACGUUUAUUUGAUAGUAUUUGUAACAACAAAUGGUUUGUUUAUACGGGCAUAAUUUUAUUUUUGAAUAAAAAAGAUUUAUUCGAAGAGAAGAUCAAACGUUCGCCCUUGACAAUUUGUUUUCAUGAUUACACAGGUCCGAAUGAGUACGAUCCAGCUGCUGAAUACAUUCAAGCGCAAUUUGUGGCAAAAAACAAAUCAACACAGAAAGAAGUUUAUUGUCAUCAUACAUGUGCGACAGAUACCCAAAAUGUUCAAUUUGUAUUCGAUGCUGUUACAGAUGUGAUUAUCACAUUGAAUCUUCGUGGUUGUGGCCUGUAUUAA